Molecule: messenger RNA, 1605 nt
Organism: Lytechinus variegatus (green sea urchin)
Lineage: Eukaryota; Metazoa; Echinodermata; Echinoidea; Temnopleuroida; Toxopneustidae
Exons: 1
Coding region: 1-1605 (534 amino acids)
Source: RefSeq, a predicted model, not a curated record
AUGGCACAGUUUAACGCAGAUACAUUUUUGGAGGAAGACCUUACACUCGUUCGCUUGCGUCAGCUGCGUAAAGAUGAUCUGAUAGCGGUUGGACGAAAAAUGUUGCUAGAUCUUUCGGGUUUGAAGACUAAGGCAGAGCUAUUUUCUGCUAUUGCGGCCCGUGCGGAAUUGAUGCCUGAAAGUGUGAGUGGUGAUUCUGAUGAUUGUGAUGACAGAACUAAACUUGACAGUGAUGGGGUACGGCUUGCACUGGCUCAGAUUGAACUAGAAGAAAGAAGAGAUAGGCUGAGAGCUGCUGAGCAUGAGAGGGAAAUGGAAAGGAAGCGACUGGAGUUUGAGAUGAUGCGUCAUAGUGAAAUGGUGUCUCAGAGUGGGCAGUUGGGUGAGAGAGAGAAAAGGUCGAUGGAAGCUGGGUUCUCUGCCAGGGUAAAGCUUAUUCCACAGUAUGAUGAGACUGAUUUAGACUCGUUCUUUCUUUUGUUUGAGAGGGUGGCUAGGAAAAUGGAAUGGCCUGAAAGUGACUGGGCUUUGCUCAUUCAGCAAGUCAUUUCAGGCAAGGCACAGUCUGUCGUGUCUGCAUUGAGCUAUGAUCAUGCUUUUGAUUAUUGGAAAAUGAAAGAUGCCAUCCUUCAGGCAUUUGAGCUAGUCCCAGAGGCAUACCGUCAGAUGUUUCGUGAUCUCAAGAGGGAUCCUGCAGAGACUUGUGUUGAGUUUGCACGUCGCAAAGAGGUUGCAUUUGAUAGAUGGAUCCGGUCUCUGAGAAUUGAGAUGACAUAUGAAUCACUGCGUGAGGUUGUUUUAAUUGAUGAGUUCACAAGAUGCAUGUCCCGUGAUGUUAAAACAUACAUGAAUGAUCAUGCUGUUGUUAGUGUCAGAAAUGCAGCAAUGUUGGCAGAUGGGUAUGAAUUGUCACAUAGAAGUAGCGCGUCGCAGCUUCAACCUCCUAGUCCGUUAGCGAGUGGUUUUGGUUGGAGUAGGUCCGAGACGUUACAUAAGGACGUGGAGAGGUCAAAGUCACCAAAGAGUAAGUUGAGUGGUGGUAGCCAGUCUAAUGGUGUUAGACCUGAGGGCAGGUUGUUUUGUGCAUACUGUAAGAAGGAUGGGCACCUUAUUUCUCACUGUCAGAAACUAAAGGACAAGAAUACUGGUCAGAAUAAAGUCCAGGCCAGCGGUUUUGUUCGGCCGGCUACGGUUUGUGUGGGAGACCCUGUGUGUGUUGAUGGGGUGAAGCACAAGUUUCAUGAUGGGGUGGAUGAAGGAUACAAGGAAUUUAUUUCUGAUGGCACGGUGAAGUUCACUGUUGAUGGUGAAGAAUUUCCUGUUGUGAUUUUGAGAGAUACUGGCUCUGUUCAGACGUUAUUAAUUGCUGAUGAGUCAUCCUUGGAAUCUUGUUUCACGGGCAUGAGAACUCUGAUCCAAGAUGUGAAUGAAGGUUUCAAAUCUGUUCCUCUGUAUGAUGUAGAACUUUGUAGUGGGCUGGUUUCUGGGAGAGUGACAGUUGGCAUUGUUUCUCGAUUGCCUAUGAAGGGAAUCACAAUGCUGCUUGGCAAUGAUUUGGCUGGAGGUAAGGUGCAGCCAUCUACUGUUUUGAGUGACGUGCGGUAG